UUUCCUAUACACUUAUCAGACUGGAGUAUCCGCAGCUCGUUUACAGUUACCCCAUUCAACGGCAAUUAAACUUCUCCAGAUUUCGCUCGUAUCAAAUUCCGGGGUAGACUUCCGUUUUGGGCAACACCUUUUGCACCUCGGUCUGAAUCCACGAAUUUUGCUACUGCAGAUAACCAUGGCUAUGCAGCAACCGACUGCCCGAAUAAGUCCUCGGAGCAGAGUGUUUGAGCAUGGGGUUCCUCCCUCUCUACGGCCCAUCCUUCGGGCCUACGUCCUGGGCUAUGCGUCGUCGACAGUACCGAGGAUCAUGACGUUAGCGUUGCUGUACAUCGGCAGGAGGGGUAAGAAUACGCAUGGAAAGUCUGAAGAUCAUGUCUUAGUCUCUCUUGCCAAGAUUCUGAAGGGCGGACUUGAGCCUCAACGCUUUCCAACUUUCUGCGCUGCAUUAGUUGGCGGCUCAAGUUUCCUAGAGAUACCUUUGCGACGGUUCUUCGCCCUACUCUCUGAUAAGCUUUCACAGGUUACCCAACUAAGAUUAGCGAAAUGGACUGCAGCUUUCAUCGCCGGAUGGUUCAGCAUAAAACUUCUUCAAUCCAAGAAAAGUGAAGCAUAUGUGGAAAUUUUGUAUCACGAGACCGAACAUGGACGAGUACUUAGACCUACUCAUUUCGCUGGUCGAACAUUAGACCUGACACUUUUUGCUUGUCACCGGGCCGCCGAUGUGAUUGUCGGCGAGUUGUGGUCUCAACGCAAAGAUCGUAGAAUCGCUGCACAAAGUUGGACUCGGGUCGAUACGUUGGUAGGGGCUCUGACCGACCCAGCAAUAUUUACAAGUUCAUGUGCCCUAAUUAUGUGGGCUUGGAUCUAUACACCAGACCGACUCCCUAGAUCCUAUAACAAAUGGAUUAAAUCUGCAGCAGCCGUGGACCCACGUCUUGUUGAAGCUCUUCGAAAAACCCGAUAUGGUGAGAUGAAGUAUGGGCUUGAAACAGGUCAAGCACACGUCCUACAAGACAUGUGCAAGAAAUACAAGUGGCCAUUGGAUUAUGGUGAUCCCGUAAAAAGCAUCCCAUUCCCUUGCGAAAUGGUGCAUAUGGGAACAGGGAAGAAUUGCGAAUAUCAUGCAGUGUCGAGGUUCAAACGAUCUUUUGUUUGGGCUAUUUCGACAUACCUUCCCCUCAACCUGAUUCUUAUGGCGCGAAAUCCAUCUUCGAAAGGUUUCAAGGUCGCUCUGAAGUCCUCGGCGCAAUCCUCUGCCUUUCUAGGGACAUUCAUCGCUCUGUUCUAUUAUGGAGUGUGUCUUGGUCGAACUCGCCUUGGACCCAAAAUCAUCGGCACUGACGUCGCAUCUCGACGGAAAAUCGACUCGGGAAUCUGUGUCGGAGCUGGUUGUGCACUCUGCGGUUGGAGUGUUCUGAUUGAGAAUGCGAAUCGAAGGAAAGAGCUUGGUCUCUUCGUUGCCCCAAGAGCAUUAGCUACCCUUUUCCCAAGACGAUAUCUUCCAGAGCAUCAGUGGCGAGAGACGCUCGCAUUUGCCAUGAGUGUAGCAGUUGUCUUCACGUGUGUAGGCGAAAGGCCAGAAAGAGUUCGCGGCGUGCUCGGAAAGUUGCUGCAUAGAGUUUUGAUACAGUGAGACUAGCAUCUCGCUGUAUGAGUUGUACCAAAAGUCCUUUAGAAAUAGGGGUAGAGGGGAUGGGGCUGUAGAGAUUGCUGCUUGUACGAUACCAGAUGAGUUUUGACAAGACAAAUGUCCGAAGAUCUAUCGAAUGGGAGAUCCACAUCC
Molecule: messenger RNA, 1783 nt
Organism: Mollisia scopiformis
Lineage: Eukaryota; Fungi; Ascomycota; Leotiomycetes; Helotiales; Mollisiaceae
Exons: 5
Coding region: 176-1633 (485 amino acids)
Source: RefSeq, a predicted model, not a curated record